This is a messenger RNA of Aspergillus bombycis, 342 nucleotides long. Its product is annotated as putative pre-mRNA branch site protein p14. Gene Ontology annotation, cellular component: nucleus; cytoplasm; ribonucleoprotein complex. The transcript has 5 exons. Gene Ontology annotation, molecular function: mRNA binding. The coding region runs from base 1 to 342 and encodes 113 amino acids. The record is from RefSeq and is a predicted model, not a curated record. NCBI's taxonomy places the organism in Eukaryota, Fungi, Ascomycota, Eurotiomycetes, Eurotiales, Aspergillaceae.
AUGAGCCGGAAGCUCGCCCCCGAAGCCAAUCGGAUUCUCUUUGUCAAGAACCUCAACUACAACGUAACUGCUGAGCAACUAUUCGACCUUUUUGGCAAGUUCGGACCUAUCAGACAAAUACGUCAGGGUAUUGCGAACAACUCGAAGGGCACCGCAUUUGUAGUAUACGAAGACGUUCACGACGCCAAACAGGCAUGCGAUAAGCUCAAUGGAUUCAAUUUCCAGAACAGAUACCUCGUCGUACUAUACCACCAGCCAGAGAAAAUGCUCAAGUCGAAAGAGGACUUGGCGGAAAGGCAAGAAAAUUUGGAACGUCUUAAACAGCAGCACGGUAUAGAAUGA